Messenger RNA from Hirundo rustica (Barn swallow), 891 nucleotides. RefSeq names its product forkhead box protein E3-like. Gene Ontology annotation, molecular function: RNA polymerase II cis-regulatory region sequence-specific DNA binding; DNA-binding transcription factor activity, RNA polymerase II-specific. Lineage: Eukaryota; Metazoa; Chordata; Aves; Passeriformes; Hirundinidae. The coding region runs from base 1 to 891 and encodes 296 amino acids. Gene Ontology annotation, biological process: regulation of transcription by RNA polymerase II; cell differentiation; anatomical structure morphogenesis. The transcript is spliced from 3 exons. The record is from RefSeq and is a predicted model, not a curated record.
AUGACUGAGAGUGUUCAUGGCCCGUGGUGCUGGGGCCAGCGGAGAGCGGCGCCAUGGCCGAGACAGACUCCGGCGAGCGGCGGGCACCUGGCACCCGAGCGGGACACCGAGCACAUCACCGAGCCGGGCACCGAGCGGGGAACAGAGCACAUCACCGAGCACCUCACCGAGCCGGGCACCGAGCGGGACACCGAGCAGAGCACCGAGCCUGUCACCAAGCCGGGCACGGCGGAAUGGCCGCAGAGGCCUCCCUACUCGUACGUGGCGCUGAUCACCAUGGCCAUCCGGGCCAGCCCCGAGCAGCGGCUGCCCCUGAGCAGCAUCUACGCCUACAUCGCCGAGCGCUUCCCCUUCUACCGCGACCGCAGCCGCCACUGGCAGAACAGCGUCCGCCACAACCUCAGCCUCAACCCCUGCUUCCGACGGCUGCCCCGCCACUACGGCCGCGCCGGCGACUGGGAGCUGCACCCGGCUUUCCACAACAUGUUCCCGGAGGGGAAUUACCUCCUCCGCCGCCGCCACUGCCGCCACCCGUCCGCAUCGCCCCCGCAGCCCUCCGGGAUCCCCGCCGCGACCCGGGCUCCGCCGCCCUCCGGGAUGGCGGGGAUGGCCUCGCUCCCCGCCGCCCUCUGGGCCCCGCCGCCCUCGGGGAUCCCCCCGGGCCCCGCCGAGCCCCGGCCCCCGCUGCUCCCCGAGGCCCGCCCGGGCCCCGCCGCUCCGUGGCCCCCGCCGCCCUGCGCGGUGCCCGCGCUGCCCGCCCGGGGCCCGCCCGUGCCGCUGCCCGCCCGGGGCCCGCCCGUGCCGCUGCCCGCCUGGGCGCUGCGCCCCGCCGAGCCGGACGCGGCGCUGACCGCCGAGCUGGGGGCCAGGCUGGCCCCCGCCUUCCGAUGA